AUGAGUGUUGAUUUUACCUUUGGCGUGAGCUGCGUCACAUCAGAUACCAGACACACGUCCUCUGGUAGCUCAUCGAUUCGUUCAAAUCGGGGCGACAACUGCAAGGCUCCACCGCCACCAGACCAACCUCCUCAUUGUGGUUCGUCUUGCUUUGAGAAUUAUCUCAUGAAUUUGAGUUCAAUACACGGGCCGCCCACAGGCCAGCGGAAUUGUCCUCUUCCUCAAGAAUCUAUCAGAUAUGAUACCGCAGUGACUGAGGGUGAGUUUGGGUGUAACACAGACCCUAAACGUACAGAGGUGCCUUGGUUUUUGGCAUCACCUGGGACCCCUAUCGAUACGGCGAGUUCUGAGGGAGCAAUCGAGCCUACAUCAGUUCUGAACCCCCUCGACUGCUCCUCUCCUACGUACAAUCCUGCUACAUGGGCUAUGAGCCUAUACUCAAAUGGUCCAGGCUCUCCUGCGGUCGACAACUUGGUUGACGACGGAAGCCCCUUCCUUGAAAAGCCUGAGGAGAACGACCAAGGAGACCUUCAUAAUUUCCAGUUGGAAGAAGGGAAAGCCGUACUCGAGUACGAAGAUUUCGUCCUUUACAAGGAGCCAGACUGGUUCGAUGAUUUAGAGCCACAGCUAUUCGAACGACCGUUUGCAACGCCCCAACCUAGGAAUGACGAUGAAAGAAUGAGCGAUGAUGAGUACAUAUGUUAUUGUGGGUAUUGUUGGCCAUUCUCUGUGGAUGAUGAUGCAGGAGAGCAGGCAAGUUUGUAUCACAGUGGGGUGGAUGGAAAUGAUGUCGCUAGUGCUGCGUGA
This is a messenger RNA of Fusarium proliferatum ET1, 807 nucleotides long. RefSeq lists its product as uncharacterized. Bases 1 to 807 code for a protein of 268 amino acids. The record is from RefSeq and is a predicted model, not a curated record. NCBI's taxonomy places the organism in Eukaryota, Fungi, Ascomycota, Sordariomycetes, Hypocreales, Nectriaceae. The transcript has a single exon.